Molecule: messenger RNA, 1308 nt
Organism: Aspergillus calidoustus
Lineage: Eukaryota; Fungi; Ascomycota; Eurotiomycetes; Eurotiales; Aspergillaceae
Source: the annotation of a GenBank genome assembly
AUGGAUAUCACGCAGGCUAAGACACCCUUGGACGUCGUCAUUGUAGGCGUAGGGAUUGGUGGCAUUGCCGCAGCUCUAACGCUCGGUUUACGAGGACACCGCAUCACGAUCCUAGAGUCAGCACCAAAGCUUAUGGAAGUUGGUGCUGGGAUCCAGGUCUCCCCGAAUAUGCUAAGACUUUUCGACAGAUGGGGCGUAUCGCCAUUAAUACAUGCCAAAGACGUCGCAUUAGAGCGGAUUCACGUACGGAGAUGGCAGGACGGAAGCCUUUUGGGUACUAUGCCUGUGAAUAAGACCUUCGGCCAGCAAGUGGUCAUCCACCGCGCAGAUCUCCACAAUGCGCUGGUCGAGAAGGCACUAGAGCUGGAGAAUGUUGAAUUGCGCGUGAACUCGCACGUCACAAAUGUUGAUUUUGACUCGACCACUGUAACACUGGCUAACGGCACCGCUGUCGGAGCCGAUAUUGUCAUUGCAGCUGAUGGCAUCAAAUCAGCUCUUCGAGAUCACCUUCUAGGCGAAGAUGCUUCCAAACCUAUGGCGACCGGAGAUGCUGCAUAUCGGAUCAUGCUGACAAGGAGUGUGAUGGAGAGUGACCCUGAGUUGAAAAAGCUUAUCGAAGUACCAGAAGCCACACGGUGGCUUGGUCCAGAACGACAUUUGAUCGCGUAUCCCGUCCGGAACCACGAACUGUACAAUAUUGUCCUUCUUCACCCUGACCGGCACGGAAUCGAGGAGUCUUGGACCACGAAAGGUUCAAAACAGCGAAUGGUAGAUGACUAUGAGGGGUGGGAUCCGAUAGUCACCAAGCUGAUCGGCUUGGUUCCGGAUGAUGAGGUGCUAGAGUGGAAGUUGUGUCUGCAUCCGCCGCUGAAGACGUGGAUCAAGGGCUCUGUGGCGCUGAUCGGAGACGCCUGCCAUCCUAUGCUGCCAUACGUCGCCCAAGGUGCCGCUCAAGCAGUCGAGGAUGCAGCAGCUCUGGGUAUAGUGCUCUCUAAAAUCGUCUCCAAGCAGGAAAUACCCUUGGCACUCAAGGCAUACGAGAAAUCUCGCCAAGAGCGCGCAAAUACUGUUCAACAGUCUGGCUCGCUGAAUCGCAUCACUCUGCACCUUCCAGACGGCCCGGAGCAGCUUGCACGAGAUGAACAGUUCCGGGCUUCGUUGGCAGGAGGAGAAAAUCCAGACAAGUGGUCGGAUCGAAAGACACAGGAGUUCUUGUGGGGAUGGGAUGCAGAGAAGGCAGCGGUACAAACGUGGGAAGAGCUUCAAGCAAGCACGUACUCAGACUUUUAUCACCAACAUCACCUGUAG